AUGUUAAAAUAUCAAAAUAUAUCACCACUCCUAAUAUAUCGAAGUCGACCGAAUAAUCUACCUAUAAUAAAGACUUCUUGUUCAUCAUCUGCAUUUCUAUCAGUUUAUAGAUUAAUAUUUUAUCAACAAAAACGACUAUCAACAUCUAAAUCAUUUUUUGAACAAACAGAUCAGCCUUCUACUACUACUACUACUACAAAGACCAUCCCAAUAAAUGAAUAUUCUAUCCCACAUAAGAUUUCCAAAUAUUUAAGUGAUUUAUUAAUAGCACAAAAUGAAAGAUUUCUUGAUGAACCAAUUCAAAAUCUUAUUGAACAAAUACCAAAUUUAUCCAAUGAAUUAAAACGAUCAAUUGAUUUUGAGAAUAAAUUAUUUACAAUAUUAUCAUAUGAUCCAAUAUUAAUUGAUCCAAGAAUAUAUUUACAUUAUUAUGAUGGUAUAGCAUCAUUAUCAUUUUCCUCAUCUUCAAUAUCUUCAGAGACGUCUUUGAAGAAAUUAUACAUUGAACGAUUAUUAUAUCAUAGGAAAUUUCAUUUAUGUUGGCAAUUAUUUUUGGAUUCUUGUAACAAUAACAAUAAUAAUAAUAACACUUUGAAUGAAUUAGAUGAAUUUUUAGAAACAAUUCACAAUUAUUUAAUAAACAAAUCUGGGAGUUAUAAAUUUAAUUUAUUGGAUUUGAUAAUAAAUUUGCCUCAAAAUAUUAAUGAAAAUAAUAUGCUUCAACAAAUCAUUGAUUCAAUUGAAUAUAUUUGUAAACCUGAUUUUAAUAUUGAACAAAUGUUACAAAUUUCUAUGGAUAUCAAUCAAAUUUAUAAUUUAAAUGAAUUAGAGAAAUAUUAUUCUAAUUGUCAACAGGAUCAAAAUCAAGAUACAUUUGCACUUGACGUAUUAUAUCUUAAACGAGUAAUGAAAUUAAUUUUACAACAACAAGAAACAUCAAAGGGUAAGAAAGGCAUUAUUCAAAACUAUUUAUUGCAAUUCCCACACAUUACUUCCCAACCUGGGUGGCUAAGUCUGAUAUUCCCAUCUUUUAGUUCAUCAACAAAUUUCGUCCCAAAGAACAGCAACCAAGACAUUAUUAAACCUCCAAGGGAUAUUAUUCCAUUUAUAGAGGCAAGCAAAUUUAUUAUCCAUGACAAGGAAACGAAAUUAAAUGAAUUGGACAUCUUGUAUAUAUUACGGGAAAACUUGGUCAAACCAUAUACUAUUUAUCUGGCAUAUAAUCAAUCAACAAUAGUUCCAAUUACUCAACAAAACCAGAAGAAGAAGAGGACUAAAAAUAAAAUAAUAAUUAAUGAAUUAACUCGGAACUUGUUGAACGACCCUCCACGAUUACAAAUCAUUUAUAAAGAAAAUAUGAAUCUAUUAAAUGAAUCAUUAAUCAUGGAAUGUUUAAAUAUUUUGAUUCCUUUUCUGGAAAAUAUUAAAGAUUGUAAUGAAGUAUUUAAUAAAUUUGAUGAAAAAAUCCGAUUAAACAUUAUUCAAUCAAUUGAUAUUGUUAAUAAAUUAAAUUGUUGGCAAAUUGAAAAUUUGAUUUUAAAAUAUAAUUAUCAUGAACAUAAAUUCACUCGAGUUUUAAUCAAUCGAUAUUUGUAUUUAUACCGAUCUGAAACAAUGGAAUUGGACCAAUUAAUUAAAUUGGCUAAAUCAAAACAAAUCAAAUCUAGGAACGCAUUACUUGAAAUCAAUCGUGCAUCGUUACUACGUGGUAGUGAUGAUAUAGAUCCUACAUUGGUCUGUAUUAUUUUUGAUCGAUUGAUACAAUUAACUGUCCCCAAACAAUCUGGUGGUAGCAGCAAUGAUAAUCAUGAAGUUAUGACCACCACCGCCACUAAUAAUAAUAGUCAAUUUGCAUUACAAUUUAAAUGGAAUUUAACAAGAAAGGAAAAGAAUAAAUUCCAUCAAACUAUAAGAUCUUUUGCUCAAACAUUAUCAUUAUUGACUCCAGAUAAAUUGUUGAAAAUAUUAAUUAUAUUAGGCAAAUUUAUGAAAGAUAAUCAACAAUUUUAUUAUCAUAAUGAUACAGAGGGUAAAAAUUAUUUGAUCAAAUGCUUAACCAAUGAUAUUUUCCAAUUUAUCAAUAGAAACAAUAAAGGAAGAAAAAGUGUUGAUUAUAUAAAUUCAUUAUUGGAUCAAAUCAAUCAAGAUUCAUUACAUGUUGGUGAACCUAAAAUACUCUAUUGGAUUGAAUAUUGGUGGUUCAAAUCAAUUGUGUUGAAUGAUUAUCAAAAAUCAUUUGAAUUAUUAUCUAAUCCGUCAACAACCACAACAACAACAACUAUGGAAAUGCAAAAGAGAAAUACUCGAAAUAAUUUGAUAAAAUUCAUUCCAGCAAUUAUAUCAGGGAUAAUUGAUAAUAAACAAUUCAAUUCAAUUGAAGAUAAAUUUGAAUUUUUAAUUAAAUUCUUAAUGGAUUUGAAAUUAAAUAAUUUUAAUAAUAAACUUACAAUGAAUGCCAGUGUUAAAUUAAUUAAUCAAAUUAUUAAAUCUAACAAAGGAAAUAACAUCAAGAAUACACCUGACAGUAAUAAUAAUAAUAAUAAUAAUAAUAAUAAUAAUAACACUAGUAUAAAUUCACUAAAUACCACAACUAAUAUCAACACUAAAAGUCAAUUAUUAAAUUUGAUUCAAUCAAAUCCUAAAAUGAAACAAGCAAUUAAAUUAAUUGUUCAUCAUCAUAAAAAUAAAUCCCAUUCAUAG
This is a messenger RNA of Candida dubliniensis CD36, 2700 nucleotides long. RefSeq lists its product as uncharacterized. Bases 1 to 2700 code for a protein of 899 amino acids. The transcript has a single exon. The record is from RefSeq and is a predicted model, not a curated record. Lineage: Eukaryota; Fungi; Ascomycota; Pichiomycetes; Serinales; Debaryomycetaceae.